Messenger RNA from Topomyia yanbarensis, 5553 nucleotides. RefSeq lists its product as uncharacterized. NCBI's taxonomy places the organism in Eukaryota, Metazoa, Arthropoda, Insecta, Diptera, Culicidae. Gene Ontology annotation, molecular function: nucleic acid binding. The transcript has 4 exons. The record is from RefSeq and is a predicted model, not a curated record. Gene Ontology annotation, biological process: DNA integration. Bases 1 to 5553 code for a protein of 1850 amino acids.
AUGGAUGAGCUCAAGGAGCUGAAGAAGCAAGAAAAGCAGUUGCAUGGAUCCAUCAAGGCUUUGGCGCGUUUCGUCGAAAGAUUCCAGAGGGAUAGGCAGGAAAACCAAAUCGAUGUUCGGCUGGAGACUCUGGAGAACGCUAUGCGUAAAUUCUACACCGUUCGCCGAAAAAUAGAACUGGUCAUCGAGGAGGAGGAUGAAAAACCCGAAGUGAAAGGUUCCGUCGAAGACCGAGCGCUGCGAAUGGAGGCGCUAGCAGUGAAACGUGAAGACGAGUUCGAUGAAGCUAUACGUGUUGUUGAGGAGCAAUAUUACGAAAUAAAGUCAGCUUUGAUUGCAUUGCGUCCGAAGAAAGUUGAUCCUAUUAGGCAGCCAAAUGCAGUUGAUAAUGCAAUUACUGAUCAGCCAGUUUCCCGAGUAAAACUCCCAGACAUCAAGCUUCCGUCAUUCAAUGGGAAAAUCAAGGAUUGGACAAGCUUUCGCGAUACUUUUCGCAGUCUGAUCCACAACAAUCGACAAUUGACAGACAUUGACAAGUUCACAUACUUGCGAUCAUCGGUUUCAGGCGAAGCAUUCCAGGAGAUAAACUCGGUUGACCUGUCGGCCGAUAACUAUGAGGUGGCCUGGAAGGUGCUGAAGAAAAGGUACGAGAACAAGAAACUGAUCGUCAAGGCCCAUCUGGAUGCGCUUUUUGCUAUUGAACCGAUGAGGAAAGAAAACUGCGAGUCACUAAAUCAUCUGAUCAGUGAAUUUGACAAGAAUCUGCUUAUGUUACAGAAAAUUGGAGAGCAAACAGAUAAUUGGUCGACUAUUCUCGCACAUAUGAUGUACACUCGUUUGGAUUCGAUGACUCUUCGACAGUGGGAGUCACACCAUAACUCCAAGGACGUUCCCAAGUAUGAGAGUUUGAUGGAGUUCCUGAGGGACCAAUGCUCGGUUCUUCAGUCUAUUGCUCCUAAUAAAUCCAACGACGGUGAAGGAAGACGACCAAGGUUAUCCGUCACGCAUACUUCGUUGCAAUAUCAACGCCGGUGCUUAUUUUGUGGUGAAUCGUUCCAUUUACCUUUCAAGUGCAACAAACUACAAGGAAUGUCCAUAGCUCAACGUGUUGAAGAGGUCAACAAAAAGCGUCUGUGUAGAAACUGCUUGACGGUGGGUCAUUUCGCUGAAGGCUGUACUAGAGGCUGUUGCAACCGCUGUGGUAAACGACAUCAUACUAUGCUUCAUUUCGAGAGUUCAGCAUAUGUUGUUCGCCAGUCUAAGCCCUCCCAUCCACAAGCUAAUCCUCCCUCCGUCCCACAGCCGCCUGUUCGGACACAAGCAACAAACCAACAACAACAAAACCACAGCCGCUCGAAAUCGCAAAACCAGACACAAACAUCACUCACUCAGCCAGACGCACAAGCACAACCAACAACUUCAGACCCCGUGAUCCAAUCUCGCUCACAACACACUCACCCACAACCCCCCACACAACAAAACACAGUCGCCCUUAAAGCCGUGGAACUCCCACGCUCCAAUUUUGAACCAACAGUUCGUCAAGUGCUGAUGUCAACAGCAAUCGUUCGAGUCAUAGAUCAGCGGGGAAAUACUGCGUUCGCCAGAACACUGCUGGAUUCAUGUUCGGAGUUUUGUUACAUGACCAGCAGCUUUACCAAGAAAUUAAAAUGCCGCGAAACUCCUGAUUUUCUGAAGGUGCAAGGAAUUGGUAACAGCAGCAUAAUGCCGACCAAGUUUGUGGAGGCUAACGUUCAACCAAGAAGCCCGUCUGUAUCGUCGUAUGAAGCAAAAAUGCAGUUCCACGUGUUGCCGAGAAUCUCACCAACACUUCCGCUCAAGCCAGUUCAGGCCGAUCUGCUGAAGUUUCCUGCGCAGCUGUUGUUGGCGGAUCCAAGAUUCUGGGAGCCCGGUCCGAUCGAUAUGAUAAUUGGAGCGGAAUUCUACUUUGACCUACUGUUGCAAGGAAAGCAGAAGGUGUCUGAAAAUGGUCCAACGUUACAAGAGACAGUAUUCGGUUGGGUAGUGUCAGGAAAGGUUCCAAAUCGGUCAAAUAGUAUACCCACAACGACAAGCUACGUCAGCUCAACUAUUGACCUCCAGGAAAUGAUCGCAAAGUUUUGGGAACUGGAGACAUGCCAUGUGAAUAGAACUCACUCUGUUGAGGAGACAGCUUGCGAAGAUCUGUUCAACAAAACGACGUUUCGCGAUCAAAAUGGCAAGUUCGUGGUGACUCUCCCCAGGAAAGAACAUGUAAUCGAACGGUUGGGAGAUUCCCGCAAUAUCGCUAUGAAACGGUUCAUCGGACUGGAGAAGCUUUUCAGCAUCAGCUCGGCUCUGAAGGCGAUGUACAAAGAAUUCAUUCACGAGUACAUCCUGAUGGGCCACAUGAAGGAGGUAAAUGCGGAGCAAAGCUGCACCGAUCCUGUGUAUUAUAUGCCGCAUCAUGCAGUAUUGCGACCCGACAGUACAACUACCAAGCUGCGAGUUGUCUUUGACGCAUCGUGCCGCACUUCGACUGGAGUCUCACUUAAUGAUGCACUGAUGGUGGGACCAGUUGUCCAGGACGAUCUGAUGAGCACUAUUCUACGAUUCCGUCGUCAUCGCAUCGCAGUCAUUGCUGACGUUGCUAAAAUGUAUAGGAUGGUUCAGGUCCAAGAGGUAGACAAGCAUCUGCAACGCAUCCUUUGGAGAGACACGCCGGAAGAACCGAUCAAAACUUUCGAACUGCAAACCGUCACCUACGGCACCGCCAGUGCACCAUAUCUAGCUACGAGAUGUUUGAAGAAGCUUGGAGAAGACAGUGUAUUGACACAUUCGAUCGCAGCUCGAGUUGUACAGGAGGAUUUUUAUGUCGACGAUAUGUUGUCGGGAGCCGACAGCACUUCCGAAGCAAAAAUAAUGGAGGUCAGCUCAACGGCAAUCACUAAGCGCAGCAUUCACUCCGACGCUGCGUGCUUAUUCGACCCGCUAGGAUUAGUAGGUCCGGUGGUGGUGCAAGCAAAGAUAUUUAUUCAAAAGCUGUGGUUGCUGAAAUGUGACUGGGACGAGCCACUGAAUGAAUCGCUACAAAAUUUAUGGAAUGAAUACAAGCAGAAUUUGAAGGCGUUAGAGUCAUUAGUCAUUCCCCGGUGGAUUGGAUUUAGCAAAGAGUGUUUGUCAGUUCAGCUACAUGGUUUUUGUGACGCUUCAGAAGUUGCAUAUGGUGCCUGCUUGUAUCUUCGUUGCAUCUCAUCCGACGGUAGCAUCUCCGUUCGGUUGAUCAUGUCAAAGUCGAGGGUGGCCCCUCUAGAAAAUCUCAAGCGGAAAAAGAAGAAAAUGACUAUCCCGCGGCUGGAGCUGUCCUCGGCUCUCUUGCUGAGUCAUUUAUAUGAGAAGUACAACCAAGUUCACUCUGGGCUUGAUGCGUAUUUCUGGACUGAUUCGAUGAUAGUAAAGCAUUGGUUGGAAUCGUCACCUUCUCGCUGGCAGGUCUUCGUAGCGAAUCGGGUAUCGGAGAUCCAGCACCUUACCAAAGAUGGAGUAUGGGGUCACGUAGCAGGGAGCGAGAAUCCUGCUGACCUGAUAUCUCGUGGAAUGUCACCAGCUCAGCUCCAGUAUCAAACGCUCUGGUUUGAAGGUCCGAUUUGGUUAUCUCAAGAACAAGGUUUCUGGCGACAUUCAGAAGAGGUACUCACGGAGAAGUUUGAUUCAUCGUUGUUAGAAGAACGUUCGUCAGUAGCACUUCCGGCACAAGCGCUACCUCCUAGUGAGAUAUUUGCAUUGCGAUCCUCGUUUCCGGACCUAGUAAGGCUCGUAGCGUACCUUCUUCGGUUCAAGCACAACGCGCAGUGCAGCAAUAAACAGUCCAGGAGAAUUGGAUUCCUUUCCCUCCAGGAACAUGAGGACGCUACGUUAAAUUUGGUUCGUUUAUCCCAGCAAGAAAGCUUCUCAGCAGAAUUGCAAGAUCUUGCGAAGCAAGGUCACGUGAGAGAUUCGUCUUCAAUAAUAUCACUCAACCCUCAACUAAUCGACGGCGUGAUGCGCGUCGGCGGCCGGCUUGCUAAGGCAUUCAUGUCACAAGAGCGAAAACACCCGUACAUCCUACACCACAGCCAUCCGCUAGCAACGAUGAUCGUCAGGUACUACCACCAAAGGCUGUUUCAUGCGGGACAGCAAUUACUCAUCUCGUCAGUGCGGGGCAAGUUCUGGCCAGUUAACAUCCACAGUUUGGCGAGGAAGGUGAUUCACGACUGCAUUCCGUGUUUCAGAAACAAACCAAAAAUCGCUGAGCAAAUUAUGGCAGACCUUCCUUCGGCAAGAGUCAACCCCGCGCCACCGUUCCUGAAAGUCGGAGUAGACUACUGCGGUCCUUUCCAGAUUAGUUAUCCAAAUCGACGAGCGCGUCCUGUAAAAUGCUAUGUGGCGAUAUUUGUUUGCCUAGUCGUGAAGGCUGUCCAUUUGGAGUUGGUUUCGGACCUAACAACGCAAGCGUUUCUAGCGGCACUGAAACGUUUCGCUGCUCGGCGCGGCAGGCCUCAACUGAUAAUGUGUGACAAUGCAACAACAUUUGUCGGAGCUAAACGUGAGCUCACAGAGCUGCAUCGACUCUUCCACAGUCAACAAUUCCAGGAAACUAUAGUCAAGGACACGAGCGAUGACGGCAUCGAGUUUCGUUUCAUCCCCCCACGCACACCAAACUUCGGCGGCCUGUGGGAAGCGCAGGUCAAAAGUUUCAAGAGUCAUUUUCGGAAAACAAUAGGAAUCAGAGUGCUAAACGUAGAUGAAAUGACUACUGCAUUGACGCAGAUAGAAGCGGUUUUGAACUCCCGACCACUCACGCCGGUCAGUAGUGACCCAACCGAUUAUGAAGCAUUGACGCCUGGUCACUUCCUGGUGCAGCGUCCACUAACAGCUAUCCCAGAGCCAGAUUUGCAGGAAGUACCAAGCAACCGCUUGACCAUAUGGCAGAGAGCCCAAUGUUUAACACAGCAGAUUUGGAAGAAGUGGUCUACGCAGUAUCUCUCUGAUCUACACAACCGCACAAAGUGGACCAAAGAACGAAAUAAUAUCUCAAUUGGUUCAAUGGUUCUACUUAAAGAAGAAAACGCACCCCCUCUGAAAUGGCAUUUGGGUAGGGUCAUCAAAAUAUUUAGCGGUUCUGAUGGCAACAUUCGCGUUGUCACCAUACGCACUAAAGACGGAUGCUUCGAUAGAGGAAUCUCGAAGGUCUGUCCGCUUCCCAUCCGGGACAACGAAGCAGUUCGGUUGGCAAUGAGCUUGGCCAGCUCAUCACAUCGAUCGACAUUCCUAAGGCAAGGCAACAAGGGUGGUCACUCGACCACAAUCGCAUCUACGCAGCUGGAUAACUACGACCCAGGUUCACACUCUACGGAGAAUUCUCAGGCGCCAGCAUUGCCUGGGUCGCAUCAUAUCAACAUCCGAAUCAUCACGAAGCAGCACAAUCAGGCAUCUAGUAGCAGCAUAACCAAUCGAACAAGCGUGGUAUUACGCAUCACCCUCAGGAGGCGGUACAGAAUCGGUAUCAUCGAACAGCAGUACAGUGUUUCGAUCUGA